Messenger RNA from Labrus bergylta (ballan wrasse), 5321 nucleotides. RefSeq names its product ATPase phospholipid transporting 8B1 (gene atp8b1). The record is from RefSeq and is a predicted model, not a curated record. NCBI's taxonomy places the organism in Eukaryota, Metazoa, Chordata, Actinopteri, Labriformes, Labridae. Gene Ontology annotation, cellular component: plasma membrane; trans-Golgi network. Gene Ontology annotation, biological process: phospholipid translocation; Golgi organization. Gene Ontology annotation, molecular function: magnesium ion binding; ATPase-coupled intramembrane lipid carrier activity; ATP binding.
UUUAAGCGCUCGACGUGUCGGACCGGUCCGUCAGGUUUGGAGCAGGGGCAGAGCAGGUGAGGCAGCGGGGGCAGGAAGGGGCGGGGAGCCGCCGAGCAGCUCUCUACAAGCAGGAAGAAGAGGAAAACAUGGUGCGGUGACAACUCGUACGGACACCGACCAACAACAGGAUUCACCUUUUAAUAUCAGACUGCGAAGGAGACGGAAGAUACUUGAGGCGGCAAGAUGAGUAGGCGCCGAGUAAACUCCAGUGGGUCCCUGCAUCCUGACGAUGAGGUCAUGCCGUACAGUGACGAUGAGACGGACGACGAGCUGGACGCUAGCUCUGAAGAGGAGGAACCAGAGGCGCCGCCAGGAGCCCCACAACCCCCGGUGGAAGUCAAACCCAGUGAGAUGGGCUGGAAGGUGAAAGCCAACGACCGACCUUACCACCACCUGCCAGAGUUUCAGAAAAAAGUCUUCCUCUGCUUUAAGAAGAGCAGAUACUCUGGAAACGCCAUCAAGACGUACAAGUACAACGUCCUCACCUUCAUCCCCCUCAACCUGUACGAGCAGUUCAAGAGAGUGGCCAACCUUUACUUUCUGGCGCUAUUAAUCUUACAGAUUAUUCCAGAUAUUAGCACACUGCCCUGGUACACCACUCUGAUUCCUCUGGUCGUGGUGCUCGGAGUCACCGCCAUCAAAGACCUGGUGGACGAUCUGGCGCGACAUAAGAUGGAUAAAGAGAUCAACAACAGGAAGUGUGAGGUCCUGCUAGAUGGAAGGUUUCAAGAAUCAAAGUGGAGGGACAUCCAGGUUGGAGAUGUGGUCCACCUAAGGAAGAACGACUUCAUCCCGGCUGACAUCCUGUUGUUAUCAAGCUCUGACCCAAACAGCUUGUGCUACGUAGAAACAGCCGAACUCGACGGAGAGACGAACCUGAAGUUUAAGAUGGGACUGAGAGUGACUGACGAGAGGCUGCAGCAUGAACGACAGCUGGCUGAGUUUAACGCUCUGAUCGAGUGCGAGGAACCGAACAAUCGCCUGGACAAGUUUGUGGGGACGAUGCUGUGGGACAGGGAGCGUUACCCUCUGGACCUCGACAACAUGCUGCUCCGAGGCUGCAAGAUCAGGAACACGGAGCAUUGUCACGGACUCGUCAUCUUUGCAGGUGCUGACACUAAAAUCAUGAAGAACAGUGGAAAGACGAGGUUCAAGAGGACCAAGAUCGAUGAGCUGAUGAACUACAUGGUUUACACAAUCUUCGUGCUGCUGAUCCUGGUGGCGGCUGGCCUCGCCAUCGGUCACACCUUCUGGUACGAAGAGAUCGGCUCGAAGGCCUGGUAUCUGUUCGACGGCAAAAACCAUAACUCCUCCUACAGAGGCUUCCUCAGCUUCUGGGGAUACAUCAUCGUCCUCAACACCAUGGUGCCCAUUUCUCUUUAUGUCAGUGUGGAGGUGAUCCGUCUGGGUCAGAGUAAAUUCAUCAACUGGGACCUGCAGAUGUACUACGCAGAGAAAGACACACCAGCUAAGGCUCGAACCACCACCCUGAACGAGCAGCUGGGUCAGAUCGAGUACAUCUUCUCCGACAAGACGGGAACUCUGACGCAGAACAUCAUGCAGUUCAAGAAGUGCACCAUUGCUGGACGCACCUAUGGUGAUCCGACCACGGCUGAAGGCGUGACGCUGGACAGAGGAAGGCCCGUGGACUGGAGCUGGAACCAGCAGGCUGACAAAAAGUUUGAUUUUAUGGAUCACUCUCUGGUUUCCUGUGUGCGAUCCAAGAAGGAUAAAGACGUCUCCGAGUUCUUCAAGCUGCUCUCCCUCUGCCACACCGUCAUGGUGGACAACAAAGACGGUGAACUGGUGUACCAGGCAGCUUCUCCUGACGAGGGCGCUCUGGUGACGGCAGCGAGGAACUUUGGUUACGUGUUUCUGUCUCGAACACAGGACACCAUCACCAUCAAUGAGAUGGACCAGGAGAGCACCUACGAGAUGUUGGCGCUGCUCGACUUCAACUCGGACCGCAAGCGCAUGUCCAUCAUCUUGAAGUUUCCCGAUGGUCGAAUCCGUCUGUACUGUAAAGGAGCCGACACGGUCAUCUAUGAGCGACUCUCGCCCGACUCCAGACACAAAGAAACCACACAGGCAGCUCUGGAUAUCUUUGCCAACGCCACAUUGAGGACGCUGUGCUUGUGUUACAAAGACAUCAGCGCAGCCGAGUACGACGCCUGGUCGAGGAAACACAAAGAGGCUCAGGUCAGCAUGUCUGAAAGAGAUGUUGCCCUCGACCGAGUGUACGAGCAGAUCGAGAGCAACCUGUUGCUGAUCGGGGCGACCGCCAUCGAGGACAAACUGCAGGACGGAGUGCCAGAGACCAUCGCUAAACUGGCCAAGGCCGACAUCAAGAUCUGGGUCCUGACUGGAGAUAAGAAAGAAACGGCCGAGAACAUCGGAUAUUCUUGUUCCCUUUUGACUGAUGACAUGGCGAUCCACUACGGAGAAGAUGUGAAUGAGAAGCUGAGGAUUCGUCAGACCCACCGGAGAAAUGAACCUCAAUCCCUCAACCGCCGGAGGAAGAGACCUACAGAGCCGUUCUUCAACAUGCCCGGAAAAAACGCUCUCGUCAUCACCGGAGGAUGGCUGAACGAGAUUCUUUAUGAAAAGAAGAAGAAACGCCGUCGCCUUCGUCUUCGCCGUCUUGGAAGGCGACCACCUCCCGCCAUCCCUCAGGACAGCCAGCCGAUGGACGACUUGGAGAAGGAGCUGAGACAGAUCGACUUUGUGGACAUGGCCUGCGAGUGCGAGGCGGUCAUCUGCUGCCGUGUCACGCCCAAACAGAAAGCUAACGUGGUGAGUUUGGUGAAGAAGUACAAGAAGGCGGUGACGCUCUCCAUCGGGGACGGAGCCAACGACGUCAACAUGAUCAAGACUGCAGACAUCGGCGUGGGGCUCAGCGGUCAGGAGGGGAUGCAGGCCGUCAUGUCGAGCGACUACGCCUUCGCUCAGUUCCGUUUCCUGCAGCGCCUCCUGCUGGUGCACGGACGCUGGUCCUACAUCCGCAUGUGCAAGUUUCUACGUUACUUCUUCUUCAAGAACUUCGCCUUCACACUCGUCCACUUCUGGUACUCCUUCUUCAGCGGAUACUCCUCACAGAUCGCCUACGAAAACUGGUUCAUCACUCUCUACAAUCUCUGUUACAGCAGCUUACCGGUUCUCCUAGUCGGACUUCUGGACCAGGAUGUCAACGAUAAACUGAGUCUGAAAUUCCCAAAGCUCUACCUGCCCGGCCAGAAGGGGGCGUUGUUUAACUACAGGAAUUUCUUCAUCAGUUUGUUCCACGGCAUCUUCGUCUCGCUCAUCAUCUUCUUCAUCCCGUACGGAGCCUUUCUGCAGACCAUGGGGCAGGACGGAGAAGCGCCCUCAGACUACCAGUCCUUGGCCGUCGUCACCGCCUCGACGCUCAUUUUCACCGUCAACCUGCAGAUCUCUCUGGACACCUCCUACUGGACCUUUGUUAACUGCUUUGCCGUUUUGGGCAGCAUAGCCAUCUACUUUGGCAUCGUGUUUGACAUCCACAGUGCUGGGAUCCACGUCAUCUUCCCGUCAGUGUUCACCUUCACCGGUGCAGCGUCGAACGCUCUGCGCCAGCCCUACCUGUGGUUAACCAUCAUCCUGUCUGUGGGCAUCAGCCUGCUGCCCGUCAUCUGCAUUCAGUUCCUCCAUAAAACCAUCUGGCCGUCCGUAGGAGACAAGGUCCACAGAAACAGGAAGAAGUACGAGAUGGAGAUGGAAGAGGAGGAGAGGAAGACAAAGCCACCAACCUUCGAUCGUGGCCGGCGUUCACGUCGCUCCGCCUAUGCCUUCUCUCACUCCCGAGGAUACGCUGACCUCAUCGCAUCGGGGCGGAGCAUUCGACGGCGCCCGACACCUGUUGGAGCACCGCCGGGCAGCAUCAGAGAGGCCCCCCAGAGAGAGGCUGAGAACAUCUAAGGGAGGGGGGGGGGGCUGAGCAGGAGAGAUGGAGUCAGAGGGGGUCGCACGUAUUCAGGAAAGUGGACAUGUCUUUCUUUUAGUCGUGCAGAAACUCCUGAAUUUAUUUUUGCUCCUCUCUGUGAUCCCGCCUCCUCCGCCCUUUGUGCCUCCUCCGUGCAGACUCUUUAAAAUGAAAAAGGAAAAAAAGCUCACCGAAGAGAUGACCGCCGUUAAACGGGGUUCGAGGUCAUGCAGUGAAUGUGUGACUGACUAUGUUGUUUAUCUCAGGAUCUUUUAAAAUCCAUUAUUUUUCUUAUUUUUACUUCCUACCCAAAAACUUUUUUUUUUGCAGCUGGAUGACGAGUCACAGCGUUGUUUUUUGACAUUCCCAGUUUUAGCACAAAGUCUGCAGAGCACUUGACGUGUGAAUACAGACCCCAGUCGAUUAGUCCGUUAGCUACAUGUAAUCAAACCAAAGCUUCUUUUACUUUAAUUUCCGUCCCUAUAAAUGCAAAUCAACACGUUCUCCUUCAGGUUACAACAAUGCGCUUCAACUGAAAUGUCAAGAUAUCCCCUUUUAAUGUUUUAUUGUUCAUGUUGCGAUGUUACUGUACGAGGCUAUGCAAGGUGGCUGGAUGUGAUAAAAUGUGUGUUAAUUUAAGAUUUCAGUUGUGAAUAGUUCUGUUUUUCUCUUUUGCUUUAAUCAAAUGUCACAAGUGUCCUCACAGAUGGGUUUUGUAGUCACAUAUUUAAAGGACUACAACUUUUUUUUUCCUGCCUUCAGAUCCUGAAAAGGCCUCUUUCAAACCUGGAUGCUAACUCUACGUUGUAUACCUCACUUUUUGUCAUGUAAAUACUCUCUAUAAGACUUGCAUGUCGUCUUCCUUCAGCUGAAAAUAUUUUUUGUGUUAACAAAUCACCAACUGUAAAGUCAAGGGCUCCUUAUCUGAACUGGGGAAUAAACAACAGGAAGGUUUAUCCACAUUUAAGGAAAUCUUUGAACUCCAUUCUUCUCUCUCUUUAAUUAUCAGCUUCUUAAAAGUUGAUUCAUAAAUGCUAACUAAUGAAAAUAUUAUCAAUGACGAUAUUUUGUGUGUGAUGAUGGUUGUUCAAAGCUAACCCAAGGAUGUGUUUUUUGUUCUUUUAACCAGCUUUAUGAUGCUGCACAGAGAUAAGCCAAAGGGGACACAUUCCUGUUCUGACUGUUACCGUAUGCAGACAAUGUCUUUUUAUCCCUGAAUGAAUGGAGGCAGUAGAUGAGGACUGUUGUUGUGAUUGGUUCAGCAGCAGUGUGCUCUCUGUCUUAUGACGGUGUUUUAUCAAGUGGUUGUUAAUAAAAGCCAGGCACAUUUAACAAUCUGAAA